Zea mays is the source of this 2594-nucleotide messenger RNA. RefSeq lists its product as uncharacterized. The record is from RefSeq and is marked validated. Gene Ontology annotation, cellular component: plasma membrane. The transcript has 9 exons. The coding region runs from base 56 to 2338 and encodes 760 amino acids. Gene Ontology annotation, molecular function: ferric-chelate reductase activity. NCBI's taxonomy places the organism in Eukaryota, Viridiplantae, Streptophyta, Magnoliopsida, Poales, Poaceae.
CCCGGGCCCCUAGAUUCUCUCUCGCGCUUCCGCUUUCCUUCUCCUGGUCCUGGCCAUGGCCCACGAACGGGAGCCGCUCCUGCAGCAACGACAGACCGGCGUCGGCAAUGCCUGCGGUGCCAAGGACUCGUCCUCGGCGCCGGCGCCGUCGGCUGCCGCGCUGCCGUCGCUGGCUAGGACCGUGCUCAAGUUCCUGAUGUGGGCGGUGUUCCUCACCUGGGCCGCGGGGAUCUUCCUCUACCCGACCAAGCCCGUGCAGGCCGUGUUCAGGAAGUGGGUCGGGCUCACCAGGGACUCCAUGUUCGGCAUCGCCGGGGGUAUUUUCCUGACCUUCAGCGCGCCAAUUCUGAUCAUUGCGCUUCUCGCAUAUGUGUACAUCUCCUUCUUCCCGAGUGAGCAUGUGGUGGAGAAAAGGAAGCUGCGCUCACUGAGUUUCAGGCUCUGGACUUUCCCUGUUCUUGUAGACGGCCCCUUUGGAGUUGUCUCUGCAGUUGAGUUCAUCGGAAUUGUCUUGUUUAUAGUUUUUGUUGUCUACUCAAUGACCUAUUAUGCCGUGGAAGCUGUGAGCCUUGUCUCGAAAUUUGAUAUCCCAUCAAUGACUGAGAGUGAAUUGAUACUGGAUGUCAUUGGCCUCCGUUUAGGGGCGGUUGGGUUGUUCUGCAUGCUCUUCCUCUUCCUGCCAGUCGCCCGAGGCUCGGUUCUCUUACGGCUUAUCGAUAUUCCAUUUGAGCAUGCUACAAGAUACCACGUCUGGUUGGGGCAUCUCACGAUGGCUCUAUUUACAUUGCAUGGCUUGUUCUAUGUGAUCUCAUGGUCCAUGCAAGGGCGCCUCCGUGAAGAACUGAGACAGUGGAAGGAAAUUGGAGUAGCAAACCUGCCUGGUGUGAUCAGCUUGGCAGCCGGCCUACUUAUGUGGGUGACAUCACUUCACCCAGUGAGGAAGAGGUUCUUCGAGCUCUUCUUCUACACCCACCAGCUCUACGUCGUCUUCGUCGUGUUCUUGGCGUUUCAUGUUGGUGACUUCAUCUUCAGUAUUUGUGCCGGAGCUGUGUUCCUCUUCAUGCUCGACCGCUUUUUGAGGUUCUGGCAAUCAAGGGCCAAAGUCGACAUCAUUUCAGCCGCCUGCCGCCCGUGUGGGACGGUGGAGCUAGUAUUCUCAAAACCAGCAAGCCUCCACUACAAUGCUUUGAGUUUCAUCUUCAUUCAAGUGCGCGAGCUAUCGUUCUUGCAGUGGCACCCGUUCAGUGUAUCUUCAAGUCCCAUGGAUGGGAGAUACCACAUGUCGGUUCUCAUAAAAGUACUCGGCACGUGGACUGAAAAACUGAGGAGCAUCAUCACCGAUGUACAGGAGAAGAACGGGGGUGACUCUGAGCUGCAAUGCGGGCGCAUGACAGCCUGCGUGGAAGGCCCAUAUGGGCAUGAAUCACCCUACCACUUGAUGUACGAGAAUCUCGUCUUGGUCGCAGGAGGCAUUGGAAUAUCGCCAUUCUUGGCGAUCUUGAGCGACAUAAUCCACAGGAUCGAGGAGGGCAAGCAAUGCAUGCCCAAGAACGUGCUGGUCCUUUGGUCAGUUAAGAAGUCCAAGGAGCUUUCUCUGCUGUCCGCCGUUGAUGCCCAGACCAUCAGCUCAUCUGUCUCGGACAGGUUGCAACUGGAUAUCCAGGCCUUCGUGACUCAAGAACCCCAUCCUCCUUUGGAGGAUGGCAUCGUCGGGGACGACCAGAAAGUCCCUGGCAUGUUCGUCAAGAACGGUACAGCCAUGUCUGGGCUGGUCGGCACCGGGGACAACUUCUGGGCGGCCAUGUACUUCCUGGCGUCCACGCUCGGCUUCCUCCUGGCGUACGCCCUGGUGCAGGUGUACUACGUGAAGCCGCACAACGUGGUGGCGUGGUGGUACCUGGGCCUCCUGUUCAUGCUGUGCAUGGUUGCCGGCGUCGCUCUACCCGGCGGGCUCGUGGUCCUCCUGUGGCAUCUGUCGGAGAAGCAGAGGUUGGAGGACGACAAGUGGGACGCCUCUCAGUCACCGCGCGCCGAGCAGACAGGCCCCUUGGCUGCGGCGGGUGGUGGUGACGACGACGCUGCUCCCAGCGUCAGCCUCGCCGCCCUGCGGACGACCCGGUACGGCUGCCGGCCGAACUUCGAAGCGGAGUUCGCGGCGUUCGCGGAGCGCGCCGGGGACGCGGCGGACGUGGGCGUGCUGGUGUGCGGACCGCAGGGGCUGCAGACGAGCGUAGCGAGGGAGUGCAGGGCGCGGAACCUCCGCCGCGGCGGCUUGGGGGCGGCCAAGAGCAGGAGCGGCGCGGUCUUCCAUUUCAACAGCCACAGCUUCGACCUGUAAACUACGUACGUCUCGUUUGGUCGGUUCAACGAUCAUCAGUACAUGUUGCACAGCACACACGCACAGACGAUAGUUGGAUGUACAUGUUGAUCCGUCAUAAUUUGAUAUCGUGUAUAUAUAUGUAUAGCUGAUAGUUAAUAUAGUUAAGUUAUAUAAGAGAUGUAUAAAUCUGUAUGCGUAUACUAUAGGUGUAGCAUAUGCAUGCAUGAUAGAAGCACGAAGGUUAAAUGCUGACGAAUCACGUGAAAUCAUGUCA